AUGGCUUCGGACGGUUCGAUCCCGGCUGGUUGGUCGCCGUCCGAGCUUCGAGAGUUCCUAGAGCUUGAUGCGGAGGAUCCUGGACCUGAAGGACAUGAGUCCGAUUCUCCUACAGCUUUUGUUGAGCCCGCUUGGCGUUGCCUUAGGUGUCAUUCAGCACGUUGGUCGGAAGUUGGGCACGACUCGUAUCGUUGUGGUGCUUGCAUGGGUACAGAGUUUUACAAUGCAACCCAGCCAGUCAGGCAUCAGACAGAUGACGGUGUUUGGAUGUUCGUUCCCCGAGCCAACAGUGCGCCUGUCGAGGAUUCGCUCCCAGUUGAUGAUUUCCGGAGGAGGUCAGAGGUUCGGUCCCCUGUUGAGGACCCAAGUCCACCAGGCCCCGACUCUGCACGGGAAUCACCUGAGAGUGAGCUGCCGACGGAUGAUCCAUCCGUGGGCAUGACGGAGUAUGAGUGGCCCCCCGACCCCGGCUCCGAGCUGUCCACGAGUUCACGACGCCGAAGGAGAAGAAACCGCACCACUGCGCAAGAUUCGAAUGCAGAGCAGGUCGGACAGCCCUCACCUUCGAGAUUGCCUAUGCCCUCGACAUUGCCGAUCCCUUCACGUGCUGGCAAGGGUGAUGGUAAGAGUUCCGAGGAGUCAGAACUGCUGAAGGUGCUUCGCCAGUUGUUGGACGAUCGACGCAGUGACAAAGCGUCGCAAGGCAGCUGGGAUAGCAGACGCGGUCCGGCCCCUGGCAUGAAGUGGAAAGGUGGGACACCUCCGAACCCACCUCGUUGGAACUAUGCUGCAUCAGACAUUCGAGCAUUUUCCAAAUGGGAACGCCGUGUUCGUGUCUGGCAGUUGCAGGUUCAGAACCAGCUUUCAGGUGCAGAAGCUGGACUCAUGCUUUUUGCUAGCUUCACCGGGGAGGCUGAAGCGGAGAGCGAACACAUGGUGCUCUCCAAGGUCAACUGUCGCGACGGAGUUGACUAUGUGAUCAGCUGCCUGAAAGGGCCCCUCGAACAGAAGAUUUUGUACCAGAAGCGCUCAUUGCUGGCCACCUACGAGACAGUUGCACGGUUGCCCAAUGAGUCGAUCCGCCAAUACAUCAACAGGUACAAACGCAUUGAGAGGGAUCUUCAGUCGGUUGGCAUUUCAGCAGGAGCAAUGUACGAUGCCGAAUCAAGAGGCAACAGGAUCUUGGAGCGUUGCAAGUUGGAGCCAUCCCUUGCUAGGCUUGUCUAUCAGACUGAGACCCUUGAGGAGGGCAAUGAAGAGGAUGAGCCGGAUCAGUCACCUGAGGGUGAUGAGGAGUACUUCGAACCUGAGACCUCCGAUGAACAGGCUGCAGACCCCUCACCGUCCGCAGAGACGGAACCGGCUGACGAAGAUGAUUUGGGUAGCUCACUCAGCGAGCUAGCAACGGUCCUUACAGUGACCUCCAACAAGUUGCGCGCAGCUACGUUGGGCAGGAAGUUCACAGGACGCAAGCAAGUCCAUUGA
Molecule: messenger RNA, 1485 nt
Organism: Durusdinium trenchii
Lineage: Eukaryota; Dinophyceae; Suessiales; Symbiodiniaceae
Source: the annotation of a GenBank genome assembly